AUGAACACGUUGUGCAAGUUUGCGCAUAUUUAUAUUAUAUUUGCUUAUUUUCAAUACAUUAGUGAUAUUCCAACUGUGAACGGAACUUUUAUCAAUAUCAUUAAAUGGCAACUGGUUAACAGCUUAGUUGUACUUGGAGCCAGUCACUAUUUCAUGGUGAGCUGUGUGAAGUUCGACUUUGAAUCAAAAAGUAUGCGACUAUUGGAUGUUACGCUCCGAAACACUUGUUGGAUGCCUGACGUUAUAGAGUUGCCAAUUGAUUUGAGCUGGGACGACUUGCAUUUGAUCUUUGCUGAAAGCCUAAGUCUUGCUGAAAACGGCAUGAUGGGUUUACAUUUUGGUAGAUUUUUAAUCGACCGAGAGAACAUCGGUGUUGGAAUUUGUCUAAUGUUUAUAGGCAUUCUAUAUUGGUUCAUUUCAGCUUAUUCUCUAACGCUUUUGGUGUUGGAUGUCGGAGGACACUAUGAGUUCCAGCAUUCUGUCAAUCAACUCGAAAGUUUUCUUAAAUCCGAAAGAGUUAACAAGACCAUUAUUGAGAGAUCUGUCCUUCAUUUCAAAUACUGCUGGAAAAGAACAAUGGCUGUAGAAUUGGCCCAGCUCAAUAACGAGAGCAUCAAUACUGUUUUUAGACAGGAUCUCAAUUCCUAUUUCUACAGAAAAACAUUUAGCAUUUUGGACUCGAUAUUUAAAGGAGGCGAACAGAUGCAAAGACAGCUGGCGAGCAACAGCAUCAUACAUUUCUUUCUGCCAGGCCACGACAUAUUUAGAGAACAAGAUAUGAUCAAUUAUGUAUGUGUUGUCCAUCGAGGAAGGGUCGCGCUUAGUAAAAAUGGUCAAAAGCUUAUUACUCUCAGUAAAGGAGACAUAUUUGGGCAGCUCCUGGGCACUAAAGUACGACCUGUUCGCGUGACAGCUACAGCUGAAGAUUUUGUUGACGUGCUAUAUAUCGAACUCAAAGCGUUUCAGAGUACUAUUACAGAGCAGGUGAGACGAACGAUCACGCGUAAUCCACAACAAAAGAGCGACUUCAUGGCUACGAAGAACAUCUUCGUUGAGAACCCCUACGACACGGUACAAUAUUUGCUUCGAGGACGCAAAACCAUCAGGCUUCCGUGGAGCCGUUAUCCAACAGAAGCUCGAGGUGCCAACUGGUACGUGUAUUUUUUGCACCUGACGUGGUUCGUGGGCCCUCUAGUCACGGCCAUGAUAGUGCACACUUUGUUUGUCCUGCCAACUGGACACAAUCUCUGGGUGCGGAUGUACGUACUGCUAUUUAUAUUCGACGCGGUACAUUUAAUAAACUUCCUUAGUGAAUUUUACGAGAUUGAGCUUGUUGUCUUAAAAAACAAGUGCGCGCAUCAACGCGUUGGCCUUAAAAUAUUCAAGCGCUGGGGGUUGUACGUAGAUUUGUUGACUUUCCUCAUACCAUUGUGUACGAUCAUUCACAAUGAUUGGAGAUUUCAAUACGGUAGAAUACUAAGAUUGAAGUCCUUCUGGGACUUUCAUCGUAAUUUCUGUAAGAGUUUUAAGGUAUGGCCCUUGAUUUUUGGAGUUUUGUAUCGUCUUUUCAGCUGA
Molecule: messenger RNA, 1575 nt
Organism: Helicoverpa zea (corn earworm)
Lineage: Eukaryota; Metazoa; Arthropoda; Insecta; Lepidoptera; Noctuidae
Exons: 10
Coding region: 1-1575 (524 amino acids)
Biological process (GO): regulation of membrane potential; potassium ion transmembrane transport
Molecular function (GO): voltage-gated potassium channel activity
Source: RefSeq, a predicted model, not a curated record